AUGACGGAGAGCGAUGGGCAACCAUCCGAAAGGAAGAAAAAGUCGAGAAAUCGCAGAAGGAGGCCAGAAACCACAGCGGAGCCCGUCUAUGAAGUCCUGAAAAAUCCAAAUCCGUCGCCUUAUCCGAAGCCACAGCUCUCAACGGUGCCGCCACCGAAUGAAAAGCUUCGGAUGGCGAAUGAGAGGCAAAGGUUAUCGCUUCUAGAUUCCCCUCUUAUCUCAGUUUUUUCUUCAGGGAGGAAUAUUACGGUCCCACCAAUGGUCACGCGAGAAGGGCGCCAUCAGCAAUGGGACUGGUGAGGUUCUUGGGGAUUCUCAAAGGAAAAGGCCCUUCAGACGCAGGAGAAGUUCUCCAGCUUGCUGCAAUACAGUUUGUCCGAUUAUCCCGUCGCUCCGUGUGAAAGUAUUCAAAUCGAAAACACCUACAACGUGAGUCGACAGUCCUGUCAACGAGUUUCCACUGCUCAAAAUUCAGCUCGCCAUCAAAAAUAUCGCCAAAAUCAAUGCGAUUCACAUCGUGGUUACUUUCCAAAAGCCGCUUCUCCCGUUUCCGAAUCUGAUGGCUUGCGCCUUGAUUUCGGCGAGAAGCAAGGACAAAUGGAUCCGGGCCGCGAUUACCGAAUGCUUUAAUCAACUGGACGAGGCGAGAGGUGGGUAUUUGAAAGAUAUUUAAAAAACUGUCAAGGAGGAAAGAAGGAGAAAAAAAAAAAGGGUUUUCGGAAAUUUUUUUUGACACCUUUUUAGAAAAUCAAAAAGGCUCUUCUUUUCGAGGUCGUUUGGACUUCGCCUUGAAAUAAAAAAGUACAAGCCCAAUCAAAAUAUAAUUUCAAGGGAAUCACAAAGGACGGGUCGGUGUUCACAACUCUUCCCUGGAAUACCUGCAAUCCAACUACAUCACCCAGUCCAUCAAUGUUUCCAUCCUCAUUCUCCUCAUGUUAUUGCUUUUGUUCAGCCUGCGGAGAGCGAUCAGUUGUACUUUUGCAGCCUCUGCGAGGCCCUUCUCAGAACUAUCGAAAGUGUCCGAGAACACCUCGAGUCGAACGCCCACAAAGAUGCCGAAGAGGUCAAGCUUCUCUCAAUUUCCAUCAUCCAUGUUGGCUUCAGAUCCUGAAGGAACGCUCCAAACUGAUUUCCAUUCUGAAACCGCCUUCAGGGAAGCAAAUCACGGCUAUAAGUCAAGCUUUCAAUGAUCUCUUGCAAUAUAAGGUGUCCUACGGAUUAAGAUUCAAAACCGAAAAAGUAAUCAUUCAGAUCAAUCCAAAAAUUGUGCUGGCGGACGCUGUGGAGAUAAUAAAUUGGCUGGAAAACGGGGUGUUCCCCUCCGUCGACAUGGGAUCGGUCAAGUUGACGCUCUUCGGAUCGGUUCUGUACGAAUGCUGCGACGACGACAGCGACAUCAACAUUUCUUUCAACUCCGAGGACGUCGAUCUGUCGAAAGUCGCCGAGAAAAUGGAACUCGUUCUGCGGAAAAUCGAGCAAGAACGUGUGUGCAACGAUUCCAAUUGUUGACGAGCGACUCAAUUUUGCAGAAAACGAAAAUUCGAAAAUUUCCGACGCCUCUUCCACCAACUUCUACCAGUUCAAAGCCAUCAAGUUCACCUACAAAGUAAACUGUCUUGAUGAAUCAUUUUUGAAAUGACCAUUUUGAGGGACGAGAAGUUAAGUUAGUGUGGCGAGCGAUUUCGCCAGUUUGCACAUCGACUUUGAUCCACACUUAUGUGUCUUUGAGACCGGCAGUCGCUCUUUUUUUGCGAUCGAUUCGAGCUUGGGCCAAGGUUUUUCGUUGAAGUUCAAACUAGAUUUUCUAAUUUUUGACUAUUCACACACUUGAAAAGCGUGGUCAGUACUUGAAAUUACUUGAAGCGUUUCUGUUGAACUUUCAAAGAUUCCUUGUAAGCUUGUAAAUGUUCGGCGCAAGUAGCUUCAGGUUUGGCGCUCACGAUCGCGUCGAGUCUUUCAAAGUGCGAUUAUGUUUUUUUUGAAGCGAAAUGAGAACAUCUGGAAAAAUAAACAAAAUUAAUUAUCAUUGAGACUAUCAAUGAAUAUAUUUUCAUUUUCCAGACCUUGAACCUGGUAAACACGGAGCAGUACGGAAUGAAUUUGUACGGAUACGACCUGAUUUGUAUCCAUUUCCUGCAGAAACAGAAUAUGCUCCCUUAUUUGCAUGAAGUUAGCAGAAAUUCGUUCUUUUUUUAAAGAAAAGAUAAUUAUUUUAGAUGGUGGGAAAUGAGGCUUUGGAGCCUGUGGAAAACGAGUCACUACACGAGCGGAAAAACCGUAUUCGCCAAAUUUAUGCCAAAGAUUAUGACGAGAUCGUGAGUUAUUGAAAAUUUGGUAUAAAAAUGAUAGAUGCUAUUUUUUCAGCUUUCGGAAAAGUAUCAUUCUUUUUUAGCAUCAAUUUUUUGUUUUGACAAGAAGUGUGUAGUUCUUUCAAAAUUACGGGUUCAAUCAGGUUCAUAAUUUUUCAGUUGUAUACAAAACUCGAAAAAUAACAAUUUAUUUUAAUUGAAAUGUUGAGGUUCCAAGGAUUGAUAGUAUAUAAUCUUUAUCUACAAAAAAGUUCAUUUUUAGAGCCAAAAGUUCGAUUUGAACAAAGAGUGGCUCAGCGGGCUCCUGUACCUGAAGUUUUUCGAGUACUUUUCGAUGAAACAUAAAAAUACGGCCGUGCAGGUUCGAAGACUUCUUUUUUACCUUCAACGUUGCGUCUCUUUUAAGAUUCUGUAUAGCGAGGAGAAAGAUCCCAGAAGCGUGAACCGCAAAGGCCUCACUGUUUCCGGUGUGUUCGGUCGAAAUGAACUUCUCAAUCAUCUCGUUUCCCAGACCCUUUCCGUGUUGAGAACGUUUUCUGCGUCUUGAAAAACUUCAUGAACUAUUUCUUCAACUGCUUUUUCGCGACUUUUGUCUAUUUGGCGAUCCCUCGCGACGAGAAUGGGCCUUCGUUGAGCAUCGCGUUCUAUCAAAAGGUAACUUUAAACUUUUUUAUGGCUGUAGAAUCUUUUUUCUUUAACUUUUCAAAAAAAUUAUUCAAAAACUGUGGUAUUAUCUAUAUCUUAAAGACUAUUUUGGUACUCGAAAUCGUAAAAAAAAAAAUCAAUUUCUCUGCUAAAUUUAUUUUAAAAACACAAGGAAAUUUUCAGAGAAAGGAAUUUUUGGACCAAAAAAAGAAAUUGAAAGGCUCGGUCAGCGACGAGAAAGUCGUUGAGAAGCCUUCUUUCUCUCAUCGGUUCGGUCAAGCCAAAAUACAAGAACUGGAAAAUGUCCAACAACCGAGAAGAGUCCCCGAACCGGAUGGUUUCCAAGUUCUGGAGGAAGUUCUGGAACCGGAGAAAAUCCGAGAGCCGGAACCUGAACUGGAAACACUUUCUUUCUCGGAAAAUGCGAACAUCACGGCAUGUUUUUUGGAGGAAUUUUCGGAUAAUUUCAGUUUUUUCAGGAAGAAGAGUACACCAAAGCUGCAGAUGAACUGGCCGAAGAAGAAGACAUUGGUCAACUCGAGAGGGAGCUUCUGGUAAACUGGAUUUUUCAUCAAGAUAAUUAUUAGGAAAGAGAGAUUUCUCUCAUUUUCAGGGAAGAUAAGAUUUUUAUUGAUAAGAAGGAUUUUUUUGGGUUUACAGUUGAAAGUUGAAAGAAAUUUAAUUAAAAAGAAAGUUUUUCAUUUAUCAAAAAUGUUGUACCCUAGUUUCAAAAAAAGGUUAAAACGAGUUUUUUUAGUUCUUCGAAAAAAAUGGAAUGAUUUUUUUAUUAAGAUUGAAAGAUUUUUUUCGAAAAAAAGAUAACAGUUUCUUCAUCGAAAAAGAAGGCUUUUUAAAGGGUUUUUCAAAACAAAAAAAUGGGAUAUUUAUGUACCGAAAAGUUCAAAAUUUCGCUUUGACAAAAAAAUUUUUUUAUAUUAAAAAAAUAUCAGGAGUACCUGGAGUUCGAUGGAAUCCUCCUCACCGAUUUGACCCCAUCGGAUGUUGAGAUCGACGAGCAUUUUUUUCUGGAAAAAUACAGCCGGAAGACGUUCUUGCGUGUGAAACGGCUGCUGGACAAUCCUUAUUCGUCUUUUUGCGCAUCAGAAAGAACGGAAUAUCAAGGUUAUUCAUUCUUUUAAAAUUAUGAUUUCUCCGAUUUCAGCUUUUUUAAAAUUUAAAUUUUGAAGAUUUUUUGUGUAAACAUAUUAUUUAACUUGAGAAAAAAAUUGGUUAUAAAAAUUGACAAAAUUUUUUUAAUAAAUUUCCUUCAAAAAGUUCAAUGUAAAUAGGAAAUCGGAAAUUGAAUUCUUCAACCUUUUGAGAAUUGCUUUCAAAAACCUCUUUGUUCUUUUCUUCUGUAUUUCAAAUCUCGAAAUUUGUUCAGGCAGUACGGGAAAAGAUUGAGAAAUCUCCGAUCUCUUUCAAAUUGCUCAAGCAUUCUUCUCCAAGCUGGGAAUCUGUCAAGGAUCUGAGUUCCUACAAGGUUUAUCCCUACCCUUUUUGCGAAAAUCUGGGUAAUUUCCAUUUUCAGAACGGCUUUGAGAAACUUGAAGAACAUUCUCAAAAUUUUGCCAGCGAAGAGGAUUUCUCGGGAAUAUCGACUUCAACGGCUGUUCGUUUCAUAAUUAUCAGUUUUUAAAAAAAUCCAGAAAUUUUCGAAGAACUUUGACGUUUUUUUCAAUGAAUUUACAGAAAAAAACUGGGCCUUCCGGAAAAACUUUAGUUUUUUUUGUUGAAAUAGUUCCUGUUAGUUCGUUUUUAUUUUCAAAAAAAUUUAAGAACAUGUAAAAAAAUAUUCCAAGCGCUUUGUAGUGGAAAUAAUUUUGCGAACUUUUUUUCUUUGAUUAUAUUUUUUUAGUUUUUUUAAUGCCGUGUUCAACGUAAAUUCGGCGAUUUUUAAAUUUGACUUUUGUUUGGUUUGAAAUUAUCUUUCGAAAUGCGCAAUGGAAUUUCGGAGCCAUUGAAAAAAAUUGGUCCUCAAAUCAAUAAAAUUAAAAAAAGAGAAACUUUGUUUGAAAAAAAUGCCCUACUAAUUCUAAAAUUUGAAGUUCCACGCUCGUAGUACCUAAUUUUUAACGGCUUUUGGGAUCCCAAUUCUGCGUUUUUCACGAAGUCAAUUUCAAAAAUCACCGAAAGUAUUUUUGAACACGGAAUAAACAUUUUUUUCAGUUUAUAUUCAUUCUUUUUUUUCUAUGAAAACUUCCCAAGCUGAAUAGAUCAAUUUUUCAUGUUAAUUAUUGUACUCUCCUCUAGAUGGUCAACUCACUGUUCGUUCCGUUCCAAGACCUCAAUCUGCACGAAAUUCCUUCUUGCUCAAACGAUCCGAAGAUUCCUGAAGUUCCUGUUAAAGAAGCAGUCGUCAGUUUUCUCUCAAUCUUCUUCAAUAAGACUAUGAGAUUUUUUGAAGGAAGAAGAUUCACGAUACUGUCAGGAAGAGUUGCAUAUCAGGUACAACUAUAAUGAGAAGGACGCCAAGCGGGUUAUUAUUCUAUCAUAAAUUCGUUCAAGAUCCUUUUUUUCUAGGUUUUCACUGAAAAACGGAAUUUCGACUACACCUUCACGAACAAUUCUGAUUUGAAUGGAGGCUAUGUUUGAAAGUGAAAAAUUGACUUUUUUAAGUUUCUUUUUUUAGGAGCUCGAAGUUCGAUGCACGGUUUGUGAUAGCCCGCAUGGACGAAACGCUUGUCCCUACAUGAAAGUAAAUUUCGGUGAAGUUUCUUUGAGAAAAUCAAGUUUAAGCUCGAGGAAUAACGAAAAAAAAAACAAGUAAUACAGUUCCUUUCGAAUUAAAAAAACAUGCUUUUUUUAACCACAGCUUUUUGUAUUUAGUUUGAUCUCUUCGAAAUCUUCAGGAGUUGUCAUGACUGUUAUUUGUGACACUAUGGUGGGAUUUCAGUAGGAAAAAAAAAAAAAAGAAGGGUUUCAGAAAGAUUGAGCUCCAUAUUUUGGUUCCUACAGUUUUUCUCUCACUUCAUAGGAUUUUUUUUAACUAUUCAAAUUUACUUUAAAAAAAUUUAAAUUCAUAGGUCCCCGAGAUUUCCAACGUUGUAACGUUACGUAACGAGGCGGAAAUUUCAUGGUUGGACGAAACGAUCGAUAACUACUACGGUAUCUUUUUCCUUAAGAGCGUAAAUAGUUGUAUUUCCUCAGAAAACUUCCACAUUUCGAGUUACGACGUGACCAAAGUUGAGAAAGCCGUCGAAAAACUUCAGUUGUACCUGAGGAAUUGGCAAAACGAUGAAUCGAUCCGGUUGGAUGUGAGGAUUUUUCCUCAAUUUUUCCCUGAUUGUGGAAAAUUUUCCAAGCUUGGACAUUCCACUAUAAGACAAGAAGUUAGGGGACGGAAAUAUUCUUUUUUCCAGGUCUUCGGCUCAUUCAAAAAUGGUUUUGGCGUGAAAGGUUCCGAUAUUGACGUCUGUAUGCGUUAUGGAAGCGACACUCCUCCAGAGGUUCUCUAUUUUGAAAAGAACUAGGUGGAGAAGUUGAUUCACAGAUUCCAACAGAACUGUUCUGAUCUGGAAAAAAAAAUGUGAAAAUAAAAUUCGCUUUGGAUGGCUUGUUAACCGGUAAACGUUUCCCUCAUAUAAAAUUUUGGUGAAAUCCUGUUUAUUCUUUCCACUUUGAGUGUUAUGUUUCUUAGUGAUAUGAAUAUUCAAAAGUUCAAAGGCAAAGAUGGAUAACAAUUUUCUAAAGUUUGUUUCAAAAGUUUUUGCAUUUCUAAUUUUAAGAGGGAUUUUUGCUCUCAACCCGUAUCCCGAUAUGUUCAGGGGAAAGCGGCGGUCGAUGUGAUCAAGAAAAUCGCGGAAGCUUUGUCCCAAUGCGCCUAUGUCAGACAUAUCCUCCCCAUCACCACGGCCAAAGUUCCGAUCGUCAAGUUCAAAUUGAACAUCGACAGAAACUUCUACAUUGACACAGAGUUUGCCCAUUUGGACGCAAAAUCAAUCAUUUCUCGACUCAUUCAGUAUAAGCUACUACAAUGUCCUCGCCCUCUACAACACACAAAUGUUACGGCGGUACUGUAUCUCUUCGAAGGACAACAGAGUCGCGAAACUGGGAUUGUUCGUCAAAAAGGUGACUUUUAUUGCUCUUUUUGGACAGUGAUUCAAUAAAAAAAAAUAAUUGAUAGAAAAAAAAAAGUGUAUAGCACAAAAAUAUAACUCACUAGCAUUUUUGUUUUAUUUCAAAAAACUAAAGAUUUGAGUCAAACUUAGGGCGUCACGGUCGAAAAAAUUUUUUUUUUCUGCUCAGUUAAAAGUAUAAUUUAGUUCAAACUCAUUAAACGGAUUAUAUAAAAAUAGAAACGUCUUUAAAGUAUGGGGUUUAAAAAAAUACGAAAUGGCAUUUUUUUCAGUUUAGGUACAAUUUUAAGAGUAAUAUAAUCAAAUUGAUUCUGUAAAUUUUCAAAUUUUCCUAUACUUCAGAUGUCGUCUGCCUGUUUUUAAUAGAGCUUUUUCUGUUUCCUGAGAAAUUUGAACUAGACUUUUUUUAAACAAUAAAUAGGGCUGAUCCUCUUUGUAACAAAAUGAUUAUUGCUCUUUCGCUUUUUUUUUGCAAAAAAUGAUUUUAGUGGGCGAAGGAAUGCGAUAUCGGGGACGCGGCGAAAGGAUCCCUGUCCUCGUACUCCUAUAUUGUUCUUCUCAUCCACUACCUCCAAAACCUGUCUCCGCCUGUUGUUCCACGACUUCAAGAAGUAUGUUCAACCGAAAUACUUCUAAAAAUUUGAAAUUUGCGACAUUUUAGGACUAUCUCGACUUGUCCUAUGAACAACGUCUGGUCGACAACUGGGAUACGUACUACCAUGAACUCGAUGAGAUGGUUUCAAACGGGAGAAGAAGUUUUAGAGGCAGCUUUUUUUCAGACUGGAUACGCGUCUGAGAACAAGCAGAGCGUUGGCGAGCUUUUCAUCGGAUUUUUGGAUUAUUAUUCUCGUUACGACUACGAUAACUUGGUGUGUAACUUUGCCUUCCUCGUUUCAGAUACUUGGAAGAAACUCUAGAAAAAAUAUUUCUAACGGUAGAUGUAGAAAUAGCGAUACAAGGUUCUGGUUUCUUCGAAUUUUCGCUCCAUUGUUAAUUUAAAAAUCCAAGUUUGGAAUGAGGUGCUGAAAUCAUAACUUUUUCACCUGUUUGGAUUUUUAAAAAAAGUAGUUGUUCUCCAGAAAAAAAAAUUGGUGUUGAUCUCUCUUUGAAUUUUUCUCUCGUUGAAAAAUUGACUUUAAAUCGUUGAAAUGCUCCUGUUUCAAAUUUUUGAUUUGGCAUUUCGCGAAAUCGAAAUCACGAACAGGACUAGUGAGCUAUAAAGCGCAUUAGCUCAAGAUCUUUUUUUGCCAUUUUUUUUUUAGUUAUGUCCGCAGUUUUCCUGCGCCCUGAUAUCAUUUUUUUUUUCUAUGAAAGAAGGCACAAAGUUCUCGCCCUGUUCAAAGUUAUUUUGCGAAAUUCGAAAAUAUCUCUGACUUUCCAAUUUAUGUUAUUCUUUUCAUUCUCUGACGGUAGUAUCAAAAUUCACGAAAUUACUUUGGACUCGCCAGUAACUUCAAAAUUUUGAGGUGAUCCAAAUCCGCCGUCGCAACCCGCUGACGAAAAUCGAAAAAGAGUGGCCGAGGUUGCUUUGUAUCGAGGAUCCUUUCGACUUUUCCCACAACUUGGGAGGCGGAAUCUUGAGGAAAAGUCAGUGAAUCCGAACAUUCCACUUUGACAUUUGAUGACUUUCAGUGUGGGCUUUCAUCCAGAAGACGAUCAUCUGCUCCCGACACACUUUCAUGGACGCCGAAGUACAUCGGAGAUUCUCGCAAUGUACACAGGAGAAAUACAUGGUUUGAGAAAAAGCAAGUCUGACCCGAUGAGAGAUCUUCCAGUCGAGUUUAUUCCGGUACUGCUCCCAGGGACAGGCCCCAAGCGAGAGGGCGUGCAGGUUCUGUCGUCGGAUCGGACACUACGUGGAGAACUGUCCAUCAAAGUUCGUUCUUCUUUUUUUUUCCUGAUAAGGGAACGCUUUUCAAUCCUCGGCUGAACUUUUGAUUAAACUAGGCUGAAAUAUUUUCCCCUUUGGAUUUCAGAAAAAGGAAAAAUUUUUUUUGCGAUAGAUGUUUUUCCUUGUUAUAACGCUUCAAUAUUUUCAAAUAACGCCUUUUCACAUUUUUUUUUGCGAAUUUUGAAGCGUUUUAGCUUGAAAAAGUUCUUCUAAAGUCAGGAGCUCCUCAAGUAGGCAAAGAUUCUUCAAAUUUUCAACCGAGAUCUAAAAAGGUACCUUAGUGAAGAAAUUAUAACCUCAAUAAUCACAGAAUUUUAUCAUGAUAAAAGGUAAAAGAAAAAUAAGAAAAAUAUAACAGAAAAAUCUGGUCGCAUUAGAUGGCUCAACGUGCAGUGGACGCAGUAAGUCGAAAUUCACAAUUUAGGUUUCGUUGAAAUUAAAAUUUUCAAUGCUCUUUUUGACUAAUUUCGAAGCGAAAUGAAUUUCUCUCAUUUAUCUGCGCCCUCUCACGCUUUAAAGUCGUGAACUUCUUUCGCGAAAAUUUUAUUUAUAUAAAUGCGACUUAGCUUCAUCAGCAUUUUUUCAAGGGACGCGGCGAGACGCAACCACCAGCCGAAAAAGAAGUUUGUCCAGCCCCGACAGCAGAACGGAGGUUUCCCCAGAACGUUCUAAAUCGAAAAUCACCCUCGAUUUUCCAGAAGACCCUUCGAGAAGCAACUGGGGUCGGCCGAGGCGAUACGAAAAACGCGUCGAACCUCGAUGA
Messenger RNA from Caenorhabditis auriculariae, 9687 nucleotides. The record is from the annotation of a GenBank genome assembly. Lineage: Eukaryota; Metazoa; Nematoda; Chromadorea; Rhabditida; Rhabditidae.